GGUUUAAUAACUUCUGUGUAAUGAAGGUGAACGUUAUUUGCUCUGUUUCAGUUGGUGGUUAAUUAUAGCUUUAAAAUAGAAAGCGAUUAAAGGAUUGACCCAUGAUGCAGCAAGCGUAAUACUGAGCUUAAAACGACAAGCAAAUCCCACUACCAAUCCAAUAGAAACUGGAUUAUUUCAACUGUUGCUCAACGCACGAGCAGUGCAUAUUAUCCAAGGACUGGAAGCUUUAAUUUCUCAUUUUGUUGAUUUUAACCUGUUGUAACCUUUUAAAUCAUGGCUCUCACUUUUUUAUUCGAUGACCGUUUUCACCUCGAUCUGAACUUUAUGCGAACAAACAGCUACACGCUGUAGCAACAACCAAUGAAACCGCAGCCAGCGGCCUCCCGCUUCAUGCAAUUGGAUGCCGCGGCAGAAUAGGAACGCCCACUUGCAGCCGUAAAGAAGAAUAACGGGAAGAUCUUCCGUCGAUUUAACGUAAACGCUGCUACUUGAGAAAUUGCUCAUUCUGGAAGACAGUUCACGGGGAAUGUGCACAAAUGGCGCUUUCGCAGCUCGUUGCUACUUCUCAUUGCAGGCGAAGAGAAAAGAGUUUGAAGUUUUUUCAGCUUGUGUCAGAAGAUUUGCGAACUUGUGUCAGAUAAUAAGCCCCAUCUAGUUUCGAUGGAAUAUUCGCCUUUUUAUCCAAUGUAUUUUUCGUUUUGCAGCGAAAUACACGUUUAAUGUAGCUUAAAUGAUAAUUACUUUAAUUGCUGUUUAAUGUGCUUUUGAUACGACUCAGUUAUGGCAGGUGUUAAUAUGGAGACCUUUUCUCCGCUGACCGUGAAGGACUGUUGGGUCGUUGGGCUCGAGCGCUUCGCUGUCGGUGCUGCUGGAGAAGAAGAGGAGUUUUUCGAGAUUAGGAUCGAAUGGUCUGAAAAAAGCAUAACAUAUCUGCGAAGGAGAUAUUACGACAUAGUAAAACUUGUCAAGAAUUUAAGCAUAUCAUUUCCGGACGACAUAGAACGUUUGUCUCAAUCAAUGAUGCUUAAGGCACUACAGAGGAUAAAAGAAGCAGAGGAAAACAAUAACGUUAAAACGAGGUUGGAUGAAGUGGAAAAAUUACUAAGAAAUAUAAUCAAAAUGCCACAAAAGUUCUCUCACUCUGAGGCAGUUCUUACAUUUUUCAAGACUUCUCCUCUUGACUACACUUUGAAAACCAUGUAUGAACCAGUCCAGCCUCUCUACCAGAGUCCUGUCACUGUAGCUGAUGUAAGAAGGGCAAAUGGGUUUUGUUUGGCCAAUACAGAAACAGUUCUUUUUGAUCCGUAUUCACUAGCACAAGGAGCCGAAACAUCAACAAAGUGCAGCACUGAGAUUGAGUCCCAGAUGUGGACUGGAAUGAGAAUUGCAAAUGGGAUCAGAUGCAUCAAGGAAACUGCUUCAAGCAAUCUUGUCAAAGGCUUCAUGACUACUGGUACCCCUGAAAGCAAAGACACAGACUGUCAACCGAAAAUAUCACAGAUUACCACCAGCAAUGUGACCUACCUCGACCUACAAGCCUGUGAGACAGACAUUCUUGAAUGACAUAGGUCCCUCGACAAUGUAAUUACAGCUUUCUAGUGUGAAAUAAUAUUUUUUUUAAAAAAGGUUUAGUCUGUAAGAAUAAUAUUUUUGAAAUAAAAUAAUGCAUUUCUAUAGGAUUUCUAAAGAUUAACUUUAAUAUGAAUUAAAAAUAGUAAAAUGAAUGUUCUUUGGUUCAUUUGCUAGCAUUUAUAAAUUGUCAAUAUGUUUACGUGAUGACUGAUAUCUCAAGGUCACUGAAUGAAGUCAACCAAUUAUAAAAAAAUGUCAUAUAAAGUUGUUUUACAUUGUAUAGCGAAAACUUAUGUCGAUACCCAUUAUAUUUGGUUGCCAAUGUUGUAGGGUAAUACGUUACAAAUAAUCAGAUUUUUUUCAAGUGAUUAAUAAAGUAAUACAUUACUUAUA
This is a messenger RNA of Puntigrus tetrazona (Sumatra barb), 1968 nucleotides long. RefSeq names its product PX domain-containing protein 1-like. Gene Ontology annotation, molecular function: phosphatidylinositol binding. The coding region runs from base 784 to 1566 and encodes 260 amino acids. Lineage: Eukaryota; Metazoa; Chordata; Actinopteri; Cypriniformes; Cyprinidae. The record is from RefSeq and is a predicted model, not a curated record. The transcript has 5 exons.